AUGGAACUAGAUCGAGCGGAUGAAGAGACGUUGCUAGAGAAAGCACCACAGCAACCAUUUACUGGACGACGCGACGAACGCAAAGACUUUAUCUUUGCAUUAGCUUUUGCGUCCAAUUGUGUAGUCGUGAUCUGUAUUGCGCUUUUCUUUGGUCUUCCAAACAUUUCAAGUAUUUACUUCACCGUGCAUCAUGAAGAUAGUUCAUCUCAUGGCCUCAAGAUUUUUCUCAUUUUCUUGACGACGUCCUGCAUUGGCGGCGUUGUGUCGGCGAUGUGGUUGCAGGUGCUGCAAAAUCAUGCAAAGCGCGUGAUAUCGUGGACAUUAAAAUUCAGCAUCGUUGCCUUUAUUGUGGCUUCACUAUCAGCCUUCUACGACUCUGGCAUGGCAGGCAAGGCCAUUGGUUUUCUAAAUGUUUUCUUUGCUCUCAUGAUCAUCACGUACUAUGCCUCCGUCCAGCGCUCAAUUGCUUUUGCAGCAUCAAAUUUGGCAGCUGCUUCUCGAAUUUUGCGGGUGUUUCCUGGCGUGAUCACGUCGGCAUACAUGGCUUUGUUGGCCCAGGGACUUUGGAUCAUGAUUUGGGGUGCGGCAGUAGUGGGUGUAUUUGCCAAAGUAGUAGGUAACUUGCACGACUCAAGCUCCUUUGGCAACACUUGUUUUUUCUUCAUGCUGUUGAGUUUUUACUGGUUUAUGCAAGUUGCCAAGAACGUGGUGCACUGCAUUGCUGCUGGUGCGGUUGGCGAGUGGUGGUUUGGAGCGCAUGACGUUAAUACAAUCCAACGGGCUCGAACGCGUGCGCUCACGACAUCUCUCGGCUCAAUUUGUGUCGGGUCACUGGUAAUUGCUGCGCUAAACGCACUGCACACGCUUUUACUAUCUACCCCGCGGCGGAAGGCCAAAGGCAGCGCUAACGCGUGUCUAGAGUUCCUGGUCAAGCUGGUUAUGCGCAAUAUGCAGUAUUUCAACAAGUACGCAUUCUGCCAGAUAGCGUUGUACGGGAAAGACUUUCGACUUGCUGGGUCGGACACGAUGCAUCUUUUUCGGGACCGUGGUUGGACGGCUUUGCUUAAUGACUCACUAAUUUCAAGUGUCCUUGCAGUAGGAUGCCUUGUUGCUGGCACCGUAUCUGGAGUCAUCGGUUCAGGAUGGCUGUAUCUAAGAAUGCGGUGUACACCGGACGAGCUGGUCGAAAAUCCAAACGAAUGUCAAACUUUCAACGUCGUGGUAUUGACCUUUGUGGCUUGUGCUUCAAUCGGUUACGCCAUGUGUGCAAUUUUGUCUUCCAUCUUAGACUCUGUUGUUACGACCAUCUUCGUUUGCUUUGCCGAGGACCCUGCAGCAUUGUAUCGUAACCAUCCGGAUGAGCAUGCGCGGCUUGUGGAGGCUUGGAGUCGCUUGCAACCAGAUUUGUUGAAUUUCCCGACCCAUAUGGUCUGA
Molecule: messenger RNA, 1434 nt
Organism: Peronospora belbahrii
Lineage: Eukaryota; Oomycota; Peronosporomycetes; Peronosporales; Peronosporaceae
Source: the annotation of a GenBank genome assembly